Molecule: messenger RNA, 6360 nt
Organism: Anopheles funestus (African malaria mosquito)
Lineage: Eukaryota; Metazoa; Arthropoda; Insecta; Diptera; Culicidae
Exons: 2
Coding region: 56-5968 (1970 amino acids)
Molecular function (GO): protein binding
Source: RefSeq, a predicted model, not a curated record
AUUUGUUUUACUUGAAAUAAUUAAAAAUUAUCCCACAGUGCUUCCCUUUUUAGCGAUGGAGAAUAGUUUGCUUGAAAGUAUCUUCGAAGCGAUCACCUUCGGUGAUGAAACGAAGUUGCAAAACUGUAUUGAAAAGGCAACCAUCGAUACCGUCUUGGAGUUCCGGCGUUUUUACGAGGAAUCGCCUCUGCAUUUGUGUGUGAAAUUCCGCGGUGUGAAUCAUCUCGAUGUAGUGCGUCGUUUAUUGGCAAGUGGAUUGUGUGAUAGCACCACCGUCGAUAGCGAAGGACAAACCGUUCUCCAGUGUGCUCUGGCGAAUAGUGGAGACGGUGAAUUGGUUCAAUCUCUGAUAAAAGAAGAAAUUGAUGGAUUGGAUGAUGCAACCGCAUGCUACAAGGUGUUAAGACAUGACUCGUUGCAGAUUUUUAAAAAGUUUCUUCUUAUCAAGGAGUUUAAAGAGGAAGAAGAAUUUCAACACAUAGCGAGUGCAUUAAUUCAACUAAAUGUAAAGAAUGUGGUUCUGUCGAAAGAUCUGCAUCACUUCGUGCUGUGGAAACUGUCCGACUAUGGUUUUCGCAAGCUGUCCGGCAACUGGUCCGGAACGAAGGAUCCAAACGAAUGGAAAAAUCAUAUCGACGUUAUAACCGAAUGUUGGAGUGUUAUAAAGCUGCAGUACAAUACCCGACUGUACUCGGAUGUUGACGAUCUGUUCCUGCAUCGACUGCAAACCGUGCACAACCAUCUGUACUUUCUAAAGCACAAACAAUUUCUUGCCCAUCUGCCAAUGCAGCAAGCAAUAUUUUGUGUGGCCAUAUUUCUGUCCAUCUAUCGCAACCCGGAACAGUUUCAGGAGUAUCGUCUAAUGAUUAACAAAUGUCUGGUGAUCGAGUUUGUACGCAUGAUAAGCGAACAGUUGGCAAUAGUGAAAACGUAUAUGGAACGAACCGAAACAGAGCUGUUGUCGAUAAUGAGACGCAUUUUAACGUCAAAUACAAUCACGAAAGACGAGAUAAUCGCGGAUCUAUUGGCAAAAAUGGAAUCGUCCAACAUGAAGAACAAAGCGCACGUGAUCAAACAACUAAAGGAUCGUGUGGAAAGGAUUGAUGUCUCGAAUAAGCAUAGCUUAAUCAAGGAUAUGCUGGAUAAGGCAGAAAGUAUCGAUAAAUCGUGGACCGAAGAAAAGGCAAACCAACUGAUCGAGGAUCUGUUUGCAAAAAUGAUAUCGUCCAAUCUACCGAACAAAGCGCACGAGAUAAGGAACUUAGAGGAACGUACGAAAAUGGCUAAUGCCGUGAAUAAGGACAGCUUAAUCAUGGAUAUGCUAGAAAAGGUGAAAAGAAUCGAUAAAGCGUGGACCAAAGACAAGGCCGAGAAAGUAAAAGAGUUACAUAAGAAGGACAGUGAGCAAUUGAUUGAGCAGAUCAGGAAAUGUUUACGUCACGUGUCUCAUCCACAAAAUGUUGUGAACGGGUUGAUGAGCGAUUGGAAAAAGGGAAGAACGGCUGAAACCAUCGUCGCAGACAUCGUGUCCGGUGAAACAUUCACUCUGUCUCAUCUGAUGCGUGGUAAAGAUCGUCGCAUCAAACGCAAGCUGCUUAAAUAUUACAGCAAAACCAAGCAAUAUUACUCACUGUGCAAGACCGUGUUGUACUGCGAGCGAGUACGGAACUCGAAUGAAGGCGAGCAAUCCACUUACGCCGAAUUGGCGUGUAUGAAACGAGCGGUGCAGGUAUUUGGAGAAGCCAUCAAGAACACGGCCAACUCUCCCAAUAUGCCGGGAAAGACGAAGAAUGCUGUGGAAUCAAUGUUGACCGCACAAUUUCCCAUCAUAAGCAAAUCCUACCGGGAGGCGUUUUCGCACAGUUUCAGCUUAAAAAAGGAGCUUUUUGGAGAGUUGUUUGAUAAAUGGGUGUUUCAAGCGUUUCGCUCGAACUACAACAACCUGAGAAUGGUAGUUCAGCUGCUUUAUGUCAUCGCCGCCGAGGAUGUGCGGCAACUGUUCUUCGGUUAUAUGCGCCAAUGUGACACUUUCGAGAAGCUGCGCUCGUUGGUACUGUACGUCGAAGAUAUGAAGGAAUUGGAACAGCGUCAGCUCGCUUGCUACAAACAGGUGACGAAGUAUUACGAUGAAGCAAAAACCACGUUCGAGAAGCUAGCAAAAGAACCUUUCGGCAAAACGCCCAACUUUCAGCAAGUGCACAAGCGUCUAAAGCUGCAAUGUGAUAUCGUAAGCGAAAUGAGCAAAUAUUUCAAAGAAAAUGAUGACAUUAACUAUAGCAAUAUACGGAGAGCAUGUUUGUCUAGUGACGAUUUGGCUUCCGUUCGAAGGUUGUUGAAUUGGAAGCUAAGAAAUAGAUGGGCACACGAAUUCUUCCAGAAAUCGCGCUCGUGGUGGUCAGAUAAUGACUUGAAAUGUUUAACAUUGAAAUGCGACGACGAACGUUUUCUAAAGUAUUUUCCUCUCAUAAAUGUCAGUAUUCUUCAAAAUGGAUUUAUCAUACAGCAGGCCAUCGAAAAAUUCGAAUACAUUGUGCAUACGCGUCAGUUGACACAGGAUCUCAUGAUCGCCGAUAAGAUCGAUGAAAAAGCGUUACAGGAUCUCAAUUUGUGCUUGAAAUCUUACUAUGAUGAUAUCUUCACCAUCGACAAGAAAUGGAAGAUGCUGGAAAAGUUUUACGAAAAUAGUAAACUGCCCUGGAACAAGGAACUUACCCGUGAGUUGGUGAAACGUGAUCAGAACUUUUUGCAGAAGUUAUAUGACAGUAGUCGCAAUCAGUUGCGAGAAAUUCUGAAACAGCAUGGUCUAAAUACAGUUGACGGAUUGGUUACGCGGUUACACGAGCUUCCAACCCAUAUGCUAAGCGCUAUCGAAUACAUCCAACUGGAGCUUUGUGAGAUGCUGAGAGCAGUCGGUUACUUUGGCGAUAGUUUCCAUUACCUGAAGAGUCGCAUUCCUAUGAUACAGGGAUUAAACUAUCGCAACUUAUUGGCCCAUGACGCCCUAUCCUAUAAUCUGCUAACGGACAGCUCGAUGGAGAAGAUCGUAAUUAAUGCAUUUGUGUUCUCCAACACCAAGAUACAACUGUUCGGAAAUACUGGUGCUAACAAGGUGGAUAUUAACGUUCCGACGUUGUCUCAAACGAAUCACUGGGUUGAUCUGCAGAAACGAUUGCUGGAAGCAUUCAAAACGAACGACGUCCAAGGGAUGCACAUGAUAGGACAGGAAGGCGGAGAAGUGAAGGCCAGAUUUUGCUGUACGCAGAACGCAUCAUACCUGCCUACGAGUUUCGUUCAACUUCUAAAGCUGAUAAUUCCUUGUAAUGCUGAUGUGUCAGUUGUACAAUACCUGAAUCAGUACUUUGUCGGAUUUUUGGAACAAUGCAACGAUCCUAAAUAUCAAUUAUCGAUGGCAUUAAAAUUUCGCGACUUUCAGGCAGCCUAUGAUUGUACAAUAGUUGCUCGUGGUGGUUGUUUGAUACCCGAUGAGAUGUUUGAUUGGGAAGAGCUUAUGGUUCACGUUCGAGAAACGGACCUGUUUGUCUAUCUGGUUGCGGACAUUAAUAAGGACACCAUUUUGAAAAAGUUUAUCGAGCACGGCAACAAAGCAGGUGUGCAGGAGAUGCUACCGUACUUUGAAAACUUCCACACUGCGAACGGUUGUGGCCCAUUAGGCAAUGCGUUGUUCUUCUGUGUUCGUUCAAUUGCGGAUUUAUUGUUACCAUUUUCGGUACCUCAUCAAGCGAUACUGUUGUUUGCCAUCAUUUUACACUGGAAUGAUAUCUUUACGAACAUGAUGGAAAGAGCAGAAAUUGAUCAGCUUACAUUUGCAUAUUUGCUCAAAACAACUGUCCAGGCGAGAAACUAUGAUAUCUCGGUAUAUCUGUUGGAAAAUGAGGCAUUUACAAAUUUCAUUCCCUACGCAUUUGUGGAUUGCUGUGAAACAGCGGCUUCCAUUGGUGAACGAUCCAUUUUGCAGCAUUUGCUUGAGAGAUGCCCCACGACAUCAAUUGUUAACAACAACUUAGUUACCAUCCUGCACCAAGCAGCACUAAACCAGCAGUGGCACUGCAUACAGCUACUAUUGGAGCACGAUGUUCCGGUGGCUGUAUUGGAUUUCCUGAGAGCGAAACAUUUCACGCUUCUGACGCUCGUAAAGUAUGGUCACCGUCGAUUAUUUCGAAAAAUUAAAUCCAUCAAGCUCGAGAUGUUCGGUACGGAUACAGAACAUCCUUUAACUGUGGCGGUUGUAAAUGGUACGGCAUCGAAACGAAUGAUCCGAUCGCUGCGCACUUUCGGGUUCGAUUGGCUCGACAGCUCAUCAAUACUGCAUGCAGCGAUAAAAAGCAAAAACAAGAAUGUGUUUAAAACGAUACAGAAAAUUAUCAACGAUCAUUGUGCGGUGAAUCCUGUUACUGAACUUGAUCACUUCCGACACGCCUUAAUAGUGCUACAGCGCUGGAAAAUGAUCUCAUUCGUUGAGGAGUCCAAAUCGAUCGGAUAUGGUUCGCUGUUUUAUGCUUUAGCGAUAGAUGAUAAAGGAAUGGUAGAAGAGUUGCUUAGCUGGGCGCGUCAAAUGCGUACGAUCGAGGAGUUAGGCAUAAUCGGUGGUAUCGCCUGGGAACGGAAUUCGCUUUUUAUCUGUUUUGGUAAAAUAAACGACGCGUGUAGGAUGUGGAAUACAUGGGACAACUGCAAAGAUAUGAUCAGCCGGAUGGAAAUCUGGGCAGUGGUGGGUGAGAUGAUAUGGCAACAGUUUACACUAAACGCUCAGUCCUCGACUCCGGUCACGUUCUACGUUUUAACUACAGAGGAUGAAGUCGUAGAGCCUCCUCAAAAUUCAACUUUUGCUAUGAGUGGUGCAGCGUCAUUGAAGGAAAAUUUGGAGGAAUUCCUAAGGUUUGUGAAUAUCGCACUAAGCAACUUUACAAUAAUUUAUGCGAAGUUUUCUACGACGGAUGGAGCAACGAGAUGUUUCUGGAAAAUCGAGGAAAUUAGUUGCAUGUACGACAUUCUUCCACCAUCCCAAAAAGGUGUUGAUUUAACGGAUACAGUAAACAACGGAGAUUUUCAUGGUGAAACUUUGCUGCAUCAUUGCGUUCGGAAGUAUACAGUCGAAAUGAUAAAGCUUUUGGUAGAGAAUGGUGCCAAUCCACUAUUGAAGGAUAACACCAGCAAAUCUUCCAUCGAAAUGUCGCUGCUGGGAACACUGGACUAUUCCGUAGCACGGUAUCUACUCGAUGAGUGUGUUCGACGCGAUCUACGCAAUGAAAAUGGUUGUUCCGUGCGGGAAGCCUAUAAUCCCAAUUCCGGUGACAGAUUAAUCCAUACCGCCAUACUGGUUGCUCGACAAGAUAUCGUAAAACGGUUGCUGGAGAUUGGCGUUGAUGCUUGGGUGUUGAACAAUGACGGUGUAGCACCAGCCCAUCUUGCUGGGAGUAUUAGGCUCUACAACGUAUGUCACAUAGUUAAAAUGAUUCUUGAUUACGACUCUACCCAGAUAGACAAGGUAGACAAAAUGAAUUGUACCCUUCUACAGUGUGCAGUCGGGUUCAAUUUGUUAGAACUGGUGGAACUGGUGCUAAAAUACAAACCGAAUUUGCUUCUGCGCCAUAAUGGCAUGACGGCGCUUGGCAUGGCUAUCGUGAAGAAACACAUCGAGUGUGCCAAGUGUUUGCUUAACUAUGCUAUCGAAAACAACAUUCAGGGUAUUACACAAGCAGAUAAGCAGGACGAUCAUGUCCUACUGUCACUGUUCUGCAACGAUUACGAUCUAUCAAAGAUGCUGCUGGAGUACGAGCUAGGGCACAAGCUGGAGGAGGUUGAUGAGCGUGAUCUGCCCAGAAUUAAAUCUAUUCUCGAAGGGUUAAUGCCCAGACGGCCGGAUGUUGCGAUGGCUCGUGUAGUUGAGGAGCAUAGGUUCAUCAAUUCGCAUAACUUUCUGCAAGAAUUGCGUAGGCUCAUUGUUUGAUCAGAGAAAAACCUAUCUUUCUUAACUUUUGACAUAAUUCCUAACGGCAAAAUUAAUGGAAAAUACGGGUGUUUGUACUUUAAUUGAAACCUUCUCAGGAAGCAAAGAUAUCCCAACUACAUUUAUUUGUAGAAUUGUAUGUGCUUUCAACAUGCUGCAUACACAAUAUUAGCAAGUUUGACAAUAAAAUAAGUUUGUUACAAAUAAUUCUUGAUUGAGGUUAAAUGUCUACUUCAAAUGAUUAUGGGAAAGAGAACGAUGAGAACAAGGAAAAUGAGUUAAGCCUCUAAUUAGAAGCCAUUUGUUCAAAAGAACGAAUGAAUCGAUUUUUGAUAUCAAAAAUAAAAAAAAAUAAAUCAAAAAUUCAAACAUUGCAAUACAAACUAGAGUGA